GCCGCCCAGCUGACCGUCCACAACAACAUGGCGGCCGGCGGCGUGGCGGGCUCUCGAAGCUUCCCCUUGGUUAAAACUCUCCAUAACUCUGCCAAGUCAUGCCACCGCCGGUUCCUCGCCGCGAAUACCGCGAGCAGCUACAUCGCUCGCGAUUCCUCGUCCAGGAUUGGGCGGCUAAAGUUCCUCUCCGGUGUGUUGAGUGCAGGCAAGGUAUUGAGACCUCUGUGUAGCGUGCAGUAUCACACUUCCCAGACAUUUCGGCAACGAGAUUACUACGAAAUUCUUGGAGUGCCACGGAAUGCGUCAAAUAAGGAUAUCAAGAAGGCAUAUUACCAACUAGCCAAGAAGUAUCACCCAGAUGUUAAUAAAGAUGACCCCGGCUCUCAGAAAAAGUUCACAGAGGUUUCUGAAGCAUACGAGGUCCUGGGUGACGAGGAGAAACGACGCCAGUACGACACAAUGGGGCACACGGCAGAGCAGAUGGGCAGAGCGGGUAUGGGCGGCAGCGCAGGAAAUCCAUUCCAGUCUGGGUGGAGCUACCAGACUACAAUUGAUCCCGAGGAACUCUUCAGGAAGAUCUUUGGUGAUUUCCGCAGGGCUGGAAUGGACAUCGGAGAUCAGGAUUUUGCCGAGUCUUCGUAUGGCUUUGGUUCUGCACAGGAGAUCACAAUGAAUUUAACGUUCUCUCAAGCGGCGAGGGGCAUCAACAAGGACGUCACUGUCAACACUGUAGACAUUUGCCCCAAAUGCUCGGGCUCUCGGUGCGAGCCGGGAACGAAGGCUGCACGCUGCCAGUACUGCAAUGGAACGGGCAUGGAAACCAUCUCGACAGGUCCCUUCGUGAUGCGGCAGACGUGCCGAUACUGUCAUGGGACGCGCAUGCACAUUAAAUUUCCGUGCACAGAGUGUGAGGGAAAAGGCCAGACAGUACAGCGAAAGACAGUCACAGUCCCAGUUCCUGCAGGUGUUGAGGAUGGACAGACGUUAAGAAUGACAGUAGGAAGGAAGGAAGUGUUUGUACGGAUCAGUGUCAGCAAGAGCGACUACUACCGCCGAGAAGGAGCCGACAUCCACACGGAUACGACAAUCUCUCUGGCUCAGGCUGCUCUAGGGGGAGCCACCCGGGUACAGGGCAUCUACGAGGACAUCACCUUACAGAUACCAAAGGGCACCCAGUCACACACCAAAAUUCGUCUAAAUGGGAAAGGAGUGAAGAGAGUUAGUUCGUACGGCUAUGGCGACCACUACGUCCACAUCAAGAUCAAAGUGCCGACCAAACUGACGCCCGAGCAGACUGCUCUGCUGACGGCACUGGCGGAGUUGGAGACGGACACCCCGGGCACGGUGAGCGGGAUCACCUACACCAAAGACGGUGGUAAGAGAGUGGCACUGGAGCAGAAUGAGAUGCUGAAGCAGAUUCAAACAAUACUGAGCCGGAACAUCGAGGGCAUAAUUGCUCGUAAAGUUGCAGACGAUGUUGAGGAUGCUGCGCAGGACACGAAGCGAACCGAGGCAACAGAUGAAGAUAAACAGGGAAAUAGAGUAUGAGAGCGAAGAUACAGGAGGGUGGAGUUGAAGAUUAUGGCCCGGCACAAACCAUAGCAACCCCACAAUAGUUUUUUGUUGGGCAUUACUAAAAUUACAAGGAAAUCAUAAGUGUAGCUUUUGUUCAUAUACAAGACCAGUUUUGUCAUUUUUCAUCUUCACGCCAUGGAAAUUGUACGUUCUGUUGCAAUGUAGUGUUCCUUGUUCCCAUAUUUCAUAUUUACCAGAUGUUUGUGAUGUUCAUAUUCAAUAAGGACAGACAGCCUAUGCUUUCAGUCCCAUGCCAAGCCUUUAUUGUGAUUACUCGAGCUAUACCAAUAGUCUAUCCCGGAUCGUAGAAAAUACUCGACUAAAAAUUCAUGUAGCACACGAGGUGUUCGAUUCCAUGUGUACAACGGUUACUAUGUUGGACCAACACAAAUGUAUAACAGUAAGUACUUCUACAGACCACACAAGUGUAUGGCGACGGUGAAGUCAGGUGCCAAGUACUGUAAAUGUUAGUUUGUUAUUAGUUAUAAUAAAGCUGAAUUAAACCAGAGUUGUGAGCUUGCUUUUAACUCAUGAAGGGAAUUAUUACUGCAUGCAUCUAAAGAUGUUAUCAGCGACACUUGCUGCAGUCAAGGAAUUAAUAAUAUGACCGAGCCAAGCAGCAGUGUUCAUAGUACUGGAUCUGUGAGGUGGUCUACAGCCAUCAGUGUUCCACUUCAAGAUGUGCAGUGUCAAUUUGUGUGUAGAUGCAAGUUCAUUGAAGCACUAUGAAAAGUUACAUACAAAAAUGUUUUAACAAGAAGUUUGUACAAAAUAGCAGGACUGGGUAAGGCAGCGCAUUGAAGUUUAGAGAUGCUUACUGCAGCACUUUACAAUCACAGCAGUUAAUAAGCUGGUAACUAAAUACAAUAGACUUGAUAAAUGACGUAUUUAUUUUGAUCCUCUCUCAACCAGAAUCAUCUGUUUUACUGCAUUAGUUUUUUUUUAUUUCUGCCUGCAGAUAUGUGGGAGAAAAACAGCAAUGAAAGUAUAACUGAACAAACUGAGAAAUUAGGACGAGAGACUUGAAUGUUUUCCAUUUACCUUUGACCAUUACAUGUUCAGUCGCCACAGCCGGGGAGGACUAAAACUUCCAGUUUUCACCUCUUAAUAUGUGGGUUUGUGAGGCAGGGAUAUAUGGGAGGCAGCAAAACAUUUCCACCCAAGUAUGACAGUUUAGCCGUCUUGGUUGCUAUGUACAGGUACGUUGAAAUCUAUGAUGUAUAUAUUGGAAUGGUAUUAAAGUUUACCUUGAAAGGAAAGUAUUAUUAGUUCCUCAUAUAAUAUAUAGAUAGUUUCCUUAUGAUGCCUGAAAUUUUGGUUGAGGCAUGUGCGGGCAAUAUUUUGUCUACUAAUGUCUGGUCCUGGUUUUCAGGAUGACUGUAGUUCUUGCUUUCCCAAUGUGUGUGUCUAAGAUCCUUGCCAAAUCCAGUACUGAUGACAUUCCUCAUUUUGUGCCAAGUACUGUAAAUGUUAGUUUUUGUUACUGUAGUUAUAAUAAAGCUGAAUUAAAUAAAAGUUGA
Molecule: messenger RNA, 3095 nt
Organism: Procambarus clarkii (red swamp crayfish)
Lineage: Eukaryota; Metazoa; Arthropoda; Malacostraca; Decapoda; Cambaridae
Source: RefSeq, a predicted model, not a curated record